This is a messenger RNA of Perkinsus marinus ATCC 50983, 357 nucleotides long. RefSeq lists its product as hypothetical. The coding region runs from base 1 to 357 and encodes 118 amino acids. Lineage: Eukaryota; Perkinsozoa; Perkinsida; Perkinsidae. The transcript is spliced from 3 exons. The record is from RefSeq and is a predicted model, not a curated record.
AUGCGGCCUCAAGGGCCGGUCGGACAGAACUAUGAGAAAACCAACGGCUUCUAUUGGCCUCCUGAGGACACCAGUGACGUGGUCCAGAUGCCUGGUGGUCGAAAACAGUUCUUCGUGUUUGCCGGCAAGUCGGAUGAAGACGGCUCCCUCGAGCCCACCUUAGCCAUUGUUAGUCGAGGUGGUCGGAGGCUGGUAUUUUUCAAUGAGGAGGAACUAGCAGAGCUGGAGCGCCUCGGUCCGCGGUACUUGUCUUACCUAAAGCUUUGGCAACAGAAGGCUAGACGGAACCAGGCUGUAACGGAGGCUAAGCUAGGUCAGGUUGGUAUGGCUGAUGAUCAUGGCAAGGAUAUGGACUAA